Messenger RNA from Ostrea edulis (European flat oyster), 5018 nucleotides. RefSeq lists its product as uncharacterized. The record is from RefSeq and is a predicted model, not a curated record. Gene Ontology annotation, biological process: DNA integration; DNA recombination. Lineage: Eukaryota; Metazoa; Mollusca; Bivalvia; Ostreida; Ostreidae. The transcript is spliced from 2 exons. Bases 3055 to 4086 code for a protein of 343 amino acids. Gene Ontology annotation, molecular function: DNA binding.
GUCAAUGGUUAAGGAUAUUAUUCCCUCUGUGGUAAUUUUCAGUAUAAUUUUGCUGAAACUUGACACAUUACAUAUGGGUAAAACAUUUGAGUUCCUUUGAGUAGCACGACCGGGUUUUCCAUAUAUGUAUGAUAUAUGUUUUACAUAUAACAUAACCUGCAAAUUUAAGACAUGCUAAAGGAACAUUUUAUACAUUGUUCUAUUGUCCAGUAAGAUAUUUUUAUCACUAGAAGUGAAUUCAUGCUGUGUGUGCAUUGGUGAGGAUAUAUAUAAUAUAGCUAAUAAGUGGCAUAUUCAGCUUAUUCUUAAUGAACUCGCUUUAAUGCAAGAUUUGUGUGAUACUGCUGUUUAUUUAUGUCCCUUCAUUUUCUACCUUGGACGCAAGUCUCGGUGUUCAUUGCUGAUGAGGCUAGUGCAUAUGUCUAAAAAGGUGUACAUAUUUGUAAGCACAGCAGCUGAUUCUCAUCUAUGGAUGAUGUUAGUUCCGUUUUACAUUAUAUAAUACUACAAACUGUAUGAUGGGUGAUAACACCUAUUCAUCUUCUACAGCACAUCUAAUUAGAUUCAGUGCAGCUUACAAUUUUGGUAAGAUCAAUCAUCUCAUUCUGAUAUUUAUUGAAAUAGUAUUUUCAACAUCAGUUGAUGAUAAUGCUAAUAUGGAUGUCAUAAUUUGAAUAUGUUGAGAGCAAAUACUUCAUGCAUAUGUAUUGUAGGGUUAGAAAGUUUUGAUUGUUUGGACUUGUAGAAAGCGUGUUGAAAUUUGAGAAAUCCAGUAAGGUUUAUAGUUUGUGCAUUGGAGAUUUGCACUAAGUGUAAGUGACUUGCAGUUUUGUUUUGUUAACUAGUACAUGUUAACAUCCUCGUGGGUUGAAUCAUUGGUACAGUAACUUUGUGCACUCGCUCAGCAGACGCGUCGCGUCAGUGAUGAUGGCGGAUCAAACGUGCAAGGCGAUGGUGAUAGGACAUUCAUAUGUGCGCCGUUUGGAUGUUUAUUUGCAACGCCCAAGGGAUUGUGUUUUGGCCACACCGUGGAUUCUGUGAGUCCCUGUCAUACAUCGGCCCAGAUGGAGUACACCUGCUAUGUACAAAAGCCAAUGAUCAGCCCAUGAGGAAGUUUCUGCGGAGUACACGCAACGCCAUAAUUAUUAACGCCAAAGAUCUCAGGCCAGUAUAAACACAUCAAAAAUUAAAUGCAAACUUGAGUUAUUUUAGGCCUUGCCUAUGUAGGCCAUGGGUGUUAUUGGUGUUUGAAACACUUUAAAAAGCAUUCUUCAAUAUCUUCAAAGAAACAUUGGGUAUAAUGUUUAUUUACAUAAUUACAAAGAAGCAGUCGGUAUACUGUUUCAUUAUUAUUAGGAACAUUCAGUAUAAUGUUUACAUAUUACCAAGAAGCAUUCACUAUAAUGUUUCAUUAUUGCAAGGAAACCUUCAGUAUAAUGUUUUCAGAAUUACCAAGAAGCAUUCAGUAUAAGGUUUACAUAAUUACCAGGAAGCAUUCAGUAUAAUGUUUACAUAAUUACCAAGAAGCAUUCAGUAUAAUGUUUCAUUACUGCAAGGAAACAUUCAGUAUAAUGUUUUCAGAAUUACCAAGAAGCAUUCAGUAUAAUGUUUCAUUAUUGCAAGGAAACAUUCAGUAUAAUGUUUACAUAAUUACCAAGAAGCAUUCAGUAUAAUGUUUCAUUAUUGCAUGGAAACAUUCAGUAUAAUGUUUUCAGAAUUACCAAGAAGCAUUCAGUAUAAGGUUUACAUAAUUACCAGGAAGCAUUCAGUAUAAUGUUUCAUUAUUGCAAGGAAACAUUCAGUAUAAUGUUUACAUAAUUACCAAGAAGCAUUCAGUAUAAUGUUUCAUUACUGCAAGGAAACAUUCAGUAUAAUGUUUACAUAAUUACCAAGAAGCAUUCAGUAUAAUGUUUACAUAAUUACCAGGAACUAUUCAGUAUAAUGUUUCAUUACUGCAAGGAAACAUUCAGUAUAAUGUUUACAUAAUUACCAGGAAGCAUUCAGUAUAAUGUUUCAUUAUUGCAAGGAAACAUUCAGUAUAAUGUUUACAUACUUACCCAGAAACAUUCAGUAUAAUGUUUACAUAAUUACCAGGAAGCAUUCAGUAUAAUGUGUCAUUAUUGCCACGGAAACAUUUAGUGUGUGGUUGCAGAGUUAUAUAGAUAUAAACUAUUAGUAUAUAUCUGUCUAUAUUGUAAAGUAGCAGCAGGGCAGAGUGCAAGGCCUGUGCUAUAGAGAUACAUAAAAUGCAAUGUCUAUUACACUGAGAGGCAUUUCAGUAUGAUAUUCCAUUGUUAUCAAUUAACAUGAGUAUGAUUUAAAAGUAGGGAAAGGUUAGCGGUAUGACGCUACUAUUACUACAUAUUUCCCUGACACCUACUUAUGGUACUAUAUUUAUAUUCUUUGAUAACUAAAAGCAGCCUCCAGAUUUGGCAUUUAGUUUCUUUCUAUCAAGUUAUAUUAUCUAUAUAUUAUUGUGCCUAGAGGUGUUCUUUGGGCUAUUGAAUUUCAGUCAAAUUCAGUUAUCAUGAACAAUAGCCCUUGUUGCGAUGUACAAGUCCAUUUUAUUAUACAGGCGAACUGCUGGAUGUCAUGUGGUAUACUGUUUGGUGUUUACAGUAGUAUUAGUUUGCCAACUUUCUCUCUCAUCAAGUUUGUUGGAAGUUGACAUGCCCCUUUUUUCCUUGAUGCCCAGAUUUACUGUGGUUGAAAUAGAAUGGAGUCAACUUAGCCAAAAACAAUAUUUAGAAAUAAAACCAUGAUUGUGCUGCAAUGUCAUCAGACUGACUAAAAAGCUAUCUGCUGAAAUACGAUCGAUUUUCACAAUAAGCUAAACAAAGCUAUGUUGUAUACAUUGUGUAAGAAUAAUCAGAGAUAUAAUAUGUUGUAUAUGCCUCUUGAAUAAUAUACAUGAAAUAUAGAUCUACAGUAAACAUGUAUGAGUCGAUGCACGCUCGCCAGGUUGCGACACAAAAUUUUGGUCUAGUGUGAGCCCUGGGAACCCAUAGUGUGGGGGCUACCAAUGUCCUACCUGGACCACAGUCUGUCUCUCCCAUGGACACCCCCAACAUUUCUAAUGUGGGUUCGAUUUUAGAUGUAGUUUUCUCAGACAGCCCGGUUCCAAGCUCCAUAUUUGGAGCAGUAUCCCACCCCGGUUCCGGAACAUUUAUUGCAAAUUUAACUUCAGCAACAGCUCAUAUUCUGACAGCUUCCUUAACACAGGCAUCUCGAGCUGCAUAUAGGCGGUCUUGGGACCUAUUCCUGAAUUACAAACCAGUUACUAACUUACCUUUGCAAGUCUCUGAUGUAUGCAACUUCAUUGGACAUUUAUUUCAAUCCAAUUUGAGUGCAAGCACUAUAUCAUCACACAUAUCUGCUCUGGGCUAUGUCCACAAAUUGUUCAAUUUGCCAGAUCCUUCUCAAGCCUUUGUAGUAAAGAAACUUCUGCGUGGUUGUCACAAAUUGGCAGGGACUGUAGACUCAAGGCUACCGAUAACGAAAGAUAUUUUAGCAAAACUUAUUGCGGCUUUGUCUCAUACGGUUGCAGCAAAAGCCAACUGCAUAUUAUUAGAUGCUCUGUUUAAAUUAUGCUUUCAUGCAUUCCUUCGCCUUGGGGAAGUGGUUUCAAAAUCUGCAGGAAGUAGCAGUUUGGUGGUGCAGCGGUCAAAUGUCGCCUUUCAAUUUGAGGGUUCUUUACUGAAAUCAGUGCAGAUAGUUCUACAUCAUUUCAAAAAUCAGAAACAUAACAAUCCUUUUGUCAUUACACUUGUGAGCAGCAUAGAUCCAACAAUGUGCCCUGUGGCAGCUCUGCAUCGCUAUUUAUCACAUUUCAAGCAUUCUUCGGGACCCUUAUUCCAGUUCAUAGGGGAAAACCCUGUUACAUAUUCUUAUGUCUCCACUCAACUCUAUGCCGCUGCAACCUUUGCUGGUCUGAACCCAAAGUUGUACAAAGGUCAUAGUUUUAGAAUAGGUGGUGCUACAUAUGCCACAAGUCUGGGUUAUUCUGAGAAUCUGAUCAAACAAUUAGGCAGAUGGAACUCUAAUGCCUUUCGUCGCUACAUAAGAAUACCUGCGUUCAACCUUUAACUUAUUUUCUACCCCAUCCUCUGAUUUUUUUUUUUUUUACUUGGUAGUCAGGGCGCAUUCAGGUUCAGCAACAACCUUUGGCAGGUCAGUGUCUAACUGCUGCUAAAGACUGCAUCACUUGCGUGCAUAUAUCAAUUGAAAAUUUGGGCAGGUCAGUGUCUAACUGCUGCUAAGGACUGUAUCAAUUGACUGUUAUAUCAAUUUUAAGACUUCGAGCAGGUCAGUGUUUAACUGCUGCAAAAAGUUUGGUACUAUGUAAAUAUUUAAACAAAAUAGGUUUUUUGCAAGUUGGUAUCUGUUAUAUUUUCUUUGUAGUAAUUCUUUUUUGCAAGUUGUAGAGAAUUUUUUUUUCUGUUUUAUAUGCUACACAUUGGUACUGUAUACAUUGCUAUAUGUGGUUGGUGCAAUAUACCUUACUGACUCACUUAGUUACGCUAUCCUUUUAUACACAGAUAUGUCCAAAGUAUGUCUUGUUAUAUACAAUAUCCUUUAUGUUAUAGCACAGGAAUGUGUCAACUUUGGUAACCAUAUACACUGUUAAUUGCAAUCGGGUCAGUAUUUAACUGUUCAUGUGUGAUAAAUGUUUAUUAACUCUCCACAGUCAAACUAGUUAUUUCUCUCUGCUCACCUUGGAUGGCGCCGAUAUGAUACUGUGUUUCAUAUCUUGUGGCCUUAUUUGUUCGCCAUCUUUUUGCUCUGGGUUUGUUUUGAUGAAUUUUUAUUUGUCAUCUUAUAGCGUAGCAUUAUUUAAGUUACUUAUAGCGUAGCAUUAUUUAAGUUAUUUUGUCUUCUUUGGGGGAAAUCAGACUUUGAGUAAUUUAGCUUUGCAGGUACUUUCAUGUAGAAUGUAUUAUCUGAUUUCCCCCAAAAUCUUAUGUUGAAGAUUUCUUUCGUCAUUUGGUAUUGUAAUAAAUGACAAAUUUUCAAUCUCA